Messenger RNA from Tribolium madens (black flour beetle), 816 nucleotides. RefSeq lists its product as uncharacterized. The coding region runs from base 1 to 714 and encodes 237 amino acids. The record is from RefSeq and is a predicted model, not a curated record. Lineage: Eukaryota; Metazoa; Arthropoda; Insecta; Coleoptera; Tenebrionidae. The transcript is spliced from 5 exons.
AUGUCGUCGGAAGACGAAGUUGGUGCUGAGGGGGCCGGCGAACUGCCUAAUGCCCCCAGGCAGGAAGAAACGCCUUUGAAAUCCAACUUGAAACAAAUCGCGAAUUCUGGCGCGCAUGUCCUGAGGAAGCUGUCGAUCGAUCCGAAACUCGUUCCGAAGCCAGCUUCACGAGAUGAGGCCGACAAGAUGAUUCCAGGAUUCUUUUUGAUGAUGGUUUUGAUACAUACGAGCGAGAGCAGAGGGCCACAUCAUCCGAGAGGAGAAGCGGUCGUGAAACAUGUCCAUUAUAGGCCAACGAAGACUGCGCCUGAAAAGCUCAUGCAGGAUGCCGAGCUUUUACACGAUAAAGAGCAUCUUCAGGAACAUUUAGAGGAAAUUAUCAAGGAACCCGAUUUAUCUAAAAUGACUGAUGAAGAACUGGAAUUUUACUAUUUUCAAGUUCAUGACACUGAUAAAAAUUCGAAACUUGACGGUCUUGAGAUUCUCAACGCUAUUCUUCAUACUACUCACGAAGAAAAACAUGAAGAAGGUAAAGAAACUCACUCCACUGACGAUUUUGAGUAUUAUGUUGAACUUAUUGAUCGUGUUUUGAUGGAAGAUGAUUCCGACAAAGACGGGUAUUUGAGCUAUCCAGAAUACACAUCAGGGCGAAGAAAUGCUAUAAUUGCUGAAAACAGAAAUCAGCCUUCUGUUAAAAUGGUCUCUCAGACAUAAAACUAUUAUUUCAAUGUUUUGAGAACAUGCAUAUUAUUUUUUUAUUUUAGUAAACAUGUCUAUAGUGCAAUUUAAAUAAUACUAAUAAAAUUAUACAAAAUA